GGUCACGUGACGCGGCCCUGCUCCUGCCCCCGCGCCGCCGCCGCACGCCGAUGGCUGCGGGGUCUCGCGCCGCCGCACAGUCCACACGAGGCGAGCGACCCUCGGGCCCUGAGCGGCGGCGGCUGCUACGAGGAUAAAGAGGGCGGCGCGGAAGUCAGGCUAGUGUCGUCGGCAGCAGCCGCUCGGCCCUGUGAGGAAAAGAGGCUGUGGCAGCGACGCCGACGUCCUGCGCGUACCCCCUCUCCUCGGCACCCACCGGGCCCCCUCCUCCUCCUCCUCGGCGGCGGCGGCGGCGGCGGCGGCAGCGGCCACCAUCUUCCUCUUGCUGCCAGUGGUAGCGCUCGUCUGGCGGAGCUGGGGGAAAGAAUCAAGAACAAUUUGAGGAAAUUUUGGUAGAUUUGGAGCCAAUCUAAAAAAUCUUGGAAUUUUGGAAGCCAAGAUGUUUUGGGGCUGAAAGACACACAGAAGUCUUCAUGGAUAUAGUUGAUACAUUUAAUCAUUUAAUUCCUACUGAACACUUAGAUGAUGCCCUAUUUCUAGGAUCCAACCUGGAGAAUGAAGUCUGUGAGGAUUUUAGUACAAGUCAAAAUGUCUUAGAGGACUCGCUGAAGAACAUGCUCAGCGAUAAGGAUCCUAUGCUAGGAUCUGCAAGUAACCAGUUCUGUUUGCCUGUUUUGGAUAGCAAUGAUCCCAAUUUCCAGAUGCCUUGUUCAACAGUUGUUGGUCUUGACGAUAUUAUGGACGAAGGUGUUGUUAAAGAAAGUGGCAAUGAUACCAUUGAUGAAGAAGAACUGAUUUUACCUAACAGGAAUUUGAGGGACAAAGUAGAAGAAAAUUCAGUGAGGUCACCAAGAAAAUCACCUCGUUUAAUGGCACAAGAGCAAGUAAGAAGUUUGCGACAAAGUACUAUUGCCAAGCGUUCAAAUGCAGCACCUUUAAAUAGCACAAAAAAAGCAUCUGGGAAGACUGUAUCUGCCUCUAAAGCAGGGGUGAAACAUCCAGAAAGGUGUCAGAUUAAAGAAGUUUCUGUAUCACCGAAACCUGAAUACCAUAAAGAGAGCAGAAGGAGCAGCCGACAUACUGGACAAAUUGAAGUGGUACCAGAAGUAUCCGUGUCUUCAAGUCAUUCUUCAGUGUCAUCUUGUCUUGAAAUGAAGGAUGAAGCUGGAUUAGAUUCUAAGCAGAAGUGUGAUAAUCAGGGAGAAGCAAAUGUGCCAUCUCAUGAAUUAAAUUGUUCACUCCUUUCAGAGACUUGUGUUAGUACUGAAGAAAAGAAAAAUGAAACUCUGAUGGACUGUAAAGUCAAGACUGUUAGUAGCCCACUGUUUAAGUUUUCAGAUAAAGAAGAACAGAAUGAUUCUAUUUCAGUUAAGCUGGAUGGCAGUGUUGUUGAAGAAGUGCAGGAAAAGGGAAAAGGUGAACAGGAGUCAAAUGAAACAGUAAAAUUAUCUGAUGAAGAUGACCAAUUUAUUGAGGAGCCUACAUCUUCGGCCUCUCUCUCUGAUGCUGCUGCUUGUACAAAUCCAAAUAAAACAGUAAAGAACCUUAUAGGUUUGUCUAGUUCUGUGGAUGAAAUAAAUGAAUGUAAUUUGGAAUUGAAGGAGACCAUGGAAGUUGCCGAUAAAGUGAAGAACUCCCUUCAAAGAAAUGAUAUGGAAUCGUUGGGUUAUUGUAAUGACACAGAGUCUAAUGAUAAGCAGUUGCAGAGUAUGGAAUUUAAUAAAUCAAACUUAGACAUGGUUGAUGCUAAUGCUUUUGAACCAGAAAGUAAUAUUUUAGAAAAUGCUAUUUGUGAUGCACCUGACCAAAAUUCAGAACAGUUGAAUGUUGUUGAAAGUAUUAAAAUGGAGUCUCAUGAAAUAGCAAACCUUCAGGAUGACAGAAACAGCCAGUCAAGUAGUGUUUCUUGCUUUGAGUCAAAAAACAUAAAAUCCAAACAAACAAAACCUGUGAUUCGUUCUAAGCAAAACAUGACCACAGAUACUCUGAAAAAAAUUGUUGCAGCAAAGCACGAACUAAUACAUAACAAAACUAAGGUUAAUGUCAAAAGCGUGAAACGAAAUGUUGAUGAACUAGAAACUCAGCAAAAUUUUCAUAGGCCAGUCAAAGUGAGAAAAAAACAGGUUGAUAAGGAUUCAAAAAUCAAUUCUGGGGUUAAAUCUGUGAAAAAUCAAACUCCUAUAUUGAAGAAAACAUCACAAGAUCAAAAUUUAGUGCAGGUUUCCAAACCUUAUUCUUUGAGUGAUAAACCUCAUGGUCACCCUGGUGGCUCUAAAGAACCCCAUCAUCCUCCACAAACUGGGCAUUUAUUACAUUCCAGCCAGAAACAGUGCCAUAAGCCACAGCAGCUGGCUGCAGUGAUGAAAACUAAUAGCCAUGUGAAGGAAGAUCUUGAACAUGCAGGUGGUGUAGAACAUUUUAAGGAGGAAGAUAAAAUGAAACUGAAAAAACCUGAGAAGAACCUACAACCCCGCCAGAGAAGAAGCAGCAAAAGUUUUUCUUUGGAUGAGCCACCAUUGUUCAUUCCAGACAACAUAGCUACUAUAAAAAAAGAAGGUUCAGAUCAUAGCUCUUCAUUUGAAAGCAAAUAUAUGUGGACUCCCAGCAAGCAGUGUGGGUUUUGCAAAAAACCACAUGGCAACAGGUUUAUGGUUGGCUGUGGGAGAUGUGAUGACUGGUUUCAUGGUGAUUGUGUUGGGUUAAGUCUUUGCCAAGCACAGCAAAUGGGAGAGGAAGACAAAGAAUAUGUGUGUGUGAAAUGUUGUGCUGAAGAAGAUAAAAAGACUGAAAUAGUAGAUCCAGAUAUUUUGGAAAACCAGGCCAAAGUUGAAGUCCAUAGUGAAGAUAGGACAAUGGAAUAUGAAAAGCUUGGGUUUUCAAAGCACACACCAACAAAUGACAAAACCAAAUAUAUAGAAGAUACAGUGAAGCACAAGGUCAAAAUUUUAAAGCGGGAAUCUGGUGAAGGCAAAAACUCAUCAGACUGUAGAGACAGUGAAAUCAAAAAGUGGCAGCUAGCUCCUCUUCGAAAGAUGGGACAACCAAUUUUACCUCGGAGAUCCUCAGAAGAAAAGAGUGAAAAAAUACCAAAAGAACUUACAACUGUUAUUUGUACAGGAGAAAAAGGUUCCAAACCAGGGGCUCAUGAGAAGCAAGAGAUAAAAAAGAAGAAAAUUGAAAAGGGAGUGCCUAAUGUGCAUCCUCCUGCUACUUCUACUUCCAAGCCUUCUGCAGAUCAGAUCAGACAAAGUGUCAGGCAUUCUCUCAAAGACAUUCUUAUGAAAAGACUUACAGAGUCAAAUUUGAAGGUACCAGAGGAAAAAGCAGCAAAGGUUGCCACAAAAAUUGAAAAAGAGCUUUUCUCUUUUUUUCGGGACACAGAUGCUAAAUAUAAGAACAAAUAUAGAAGUUUGAUGUUCAAUCUGAAAGAUCCUAAAAACAACAUAUUAUUUAAAAAAGUACUGAAAGGAGAAGUAACCCCUGAUCAUCUUAUAAGAAUGAGUCCAGAAGAACUAGCUUCUAAAGAGUUAGCUGCUUGGAGACGGAGAGAAAACAGACAUACCAUAGAGAUGAUUGAGAAAGAGCAGAGAGAAGUGGAAAGACGACCAAUCACAAAAAUAACUCAUAAAGGUGAAAUAGAAAUUGAGAGUGAUGCCCCAAUGAAGGAGCAGGAAGCAGCCAUGGAGAUUCAGGAACCUACAGCUAACAAGUCAUUGGAGAAGACAGAAGGAUCUGAAAAACAGAAAGAAGAGAUUGACUCUAUGUCUAAAGACACCACUAGUCAACAUAGACAGCAUCUUUUUGAUCUUAACUGUAAAAUUUGCAUAGGUCGAAUGGCACCACCCGUAGAUGAUCUUUCUCCAAAAAAAGUUAAAGUUGUUGUUGGAGUAUCUCGUAAACAUUCGGAUAAUGAAGCAGAAAGUAUAGCAGAUGCACUGUCUUCAACCUCAAACAUUUUGGCUUCUGAAUUCUUUGAAGAGGAAAAACAAGAGUCACCGAAAUCAACAUUCUCUCCUGCUCCACGACCAGAGAUGCCCGGAACUGUUGAAGUUGAGUCUACCUUCCUGGCUCGAUUGAACUUUAUCUGGAAAGGUUUUAUCAACAUGCCUUCUGUAGCAAAAUUUGUCACCAAAGCCUACCCGGUAUCUGGAUCCCCUGAGUAUUUGACAGAGGAUCUACCAGAUAGUAUUCAAGUAGGUGGCAGGAUAUCACCUCAGACAGUUUGGGAUUAUGUUGAAAAAAUUAAAGCAUCAGGAACUAAGGAAAUUUGUGUGGUUCGCUUCACACCUGUAACUGAAGAAGAUCAAAUUUCUUAUACUUUGCUGUUUGCAUACUUCAGUAGCAGAAAGCGCUAUGGAGUAGCCGCUAACAACAUGAAGCAGGUUAAAGAUAUGUACCUUAUUCCUUUGGGUGCUGCAGAUAAAAUUCCACACCCUCUUGUGCCUUUUGAUGGACCUGGUCUUGAACUGCAUAGACCCAAUCUGUUGUUGGGCUUAAUUAUUCGUCAAAAACUGAAGCGGCAACAUAGUGCUAGUGUUGGCACUAGUCAUACAGCUGAGACUUCUGAAAGCGUACCAAUGGCAUUGCCACCUGAUAAAAAAAGUAAAAUGGAAGUUUCCACAGAAGAAACACCAGAGGAAGAAAAUGACUUUUUUAAUUCUUUUACAACUGUAUUACACAAGCAGAGAAAUAAGCCUCAGCAGACUCUUCAGGAAGACCUUCCAACAGUGAUUGAACCGUUAGUGGAAGUCACCAAGCAGGAGCCACCAAAACCUUUAAGAUUUCUUCCUGGGGUAUUGAUUGGCUGGGAAAAUCAGCCUUCUACUCUGGAAUUAGCAAAUAAACCUCUUCCUGUGGAUGAUAUACUUCAGAGCCUUUUGGGCACUACUGGUCAGGUAUAUGAACAGACUCAAUCAGUGAUAGAACAAAACACUGUUAAAGAAAUUCCUUUUCUAAAUGAGCAAGCUGACCCCAAAGCAGAGAAAAUAGACAAAGUGGAAGUAACUGAUGGUGAAGCCAAGGAGGUAAAAGUUAAAGCAGAUGAUAUUUCAGAGUCUACAGGUAAUUCAGUAAUAGGAGGAGAAGAAACAUCAGCAGUGGGGUCUUCUUCCAUUUCUGCUGGACCUUCGACGAGUCUUAGCCUCAGAGGUAAACCACCAGAUGUUUCUACAGAGGCAUUCUUAACAAAUUUAUCAAUUCAAUCAAAACAGGAAGAAACUGUGGAGAAUAAAGAGAGAACAGUAAAAAGGCAGCUACUGCAAGAUCAAGAGAAUAGUACGCAAGAUAAUUGGACUUCAAAUACUAGUUCUCCAUGCAGGUCUAAUGUAGGAAAAGGAAACACAGAUAGUAAUGUCAGUUGCAGUGAAAACCUUAUUGCUAAUACAACAAGGUCCCCACAGUUUAUCAACUUGAAACGGGAUCCUAGACAAGCAGCAGGACGAAGUCAGCAGAUAACUGCUUCAGAAAAUAAAGAUGGAGAUAAUUGCCGGAAUGGAGAGAAACAUAACCCGCCUGGUCUGUCACACAAGGAGCACUUAACAGAACAAAUCAAUGUAGAGGAAAAGUUGCCUUCUGCAGAGAAAAACUCAUGUGUUCAGCAGGGUGAUAAUUCAGGGACUGCAGAAAACUCACCGUCAGUAGAAAGCAUACAUAAUUCUCAAACAGAACAAGCAAAACCCUUACAGGAGGAUAUUUUAAUGCAAAAUAUUGAAACUGUGCAUCCAUUUCGAAGAGGAUCGACAGCAGCAACAUCUCAUUUUGAAGGUGGAAACACAUGUCAAUCAGAAUUUCCUUCCAAAAGCAUUAACUUUACUUCCAGAAGCACCAGCCCCAGAACAAGUGCAAACUUUUCACCCAUGAGGCCACAGCAGCCCAACCUUCAGCAUCUCAAGUCUAACCCCCCUGGAUUUCCAUUUCCAGGACCUCCUAAUUUCCCCCCACAAGGCAUGUUUGGAUUUCCACCGCAUUUACCACCUCCUUUACUUCCCCCUCCAGGCUUUGGCUUUGCUCAGAAUCCCAUGGUUCCCUGGCCACCUGUUGUUCACCUGACAGGCCAGCCACAACGUAUGAUGGGUCCCCUUUCACAAGCAUCAAGGUAUAUAGGCCCACAAAGUUUUUACCAGGUUAAAGACAUUCGAAGACCAGAAAGGCGCCACAGUGACCCUUGGGGUAGGCAAGACCAACAGCAACUGGAUAGGCCAUUUAAUAGGGGUAAAGGGGAUCGACAGAGAUUUUAUAGUGAUUCACACCAUUUGAAAAGAGAGCGACAUGAAAAAGAAUGGGAGCAAGAGUCUGAAAGGCAUAGACGCAGAGACAGAACCCAAGACAAGGACAGAGACAGAAAAAGGGAGGAAGGGCACAAAGAUAAAGAGAGGGCACGGUUAUCGCAUGGUGAUCGAGGAGCAGAUGGAAAAGCAAGCCGGGAUAGUAGGAAUGUAGACAAGAAACCCGAUAAACCUAAAGGUGAAGACCAUGAAAAGGACAAAGAACGAGAGAAAAGUAAACAUAGAGAAGGAGAAAAGGACAGAGAUAGGUACCACAAAGAUAGGGACCACACUGACAGAGCUAAAAGCAAAAGGUAAAAUUUGCAGGCUGCUUCAGGAUUACAUUUCAAUAACUUAAAUGUUGUAUCUUAAAAACUUUAUGAUUGCCUGCUAGGAUUGUGCCAUCUUUUAAAUUUUUAAUAUUGGUGGUUUGCAGAACAAUAAAAUCUGUGUGUUGGUGCAGAGUGCUCUCUGGACCAGUGCUUGUCAUCCUUCUUCAUACCAACUGUCCCUAGUUCUAGGAAUUUAAUAUUUUUAAAAGUUUUACAUUGCUGUAUAUUCAAAGAUUUGUUUUAUUAAUAUGCAAUAAAGGGUUAGAAAUUUUAGUUUUAUUCCUUACUUGGUAAAUAUGGUUAACUAUGGAAUAUAUUUACUGCCUCUAGUGAAUGUUCUUUAUAUAAUGACUAAUUUGAGAGUAAUGUGUGCUCUGUAAGUUUGUUUAAAUUGCACUGUUUUUAAAGAAACUGUAGAGGAGAAGCAGAAAGCCAAGCAACUUCAUAAUCAGAUUAUAUUAAUCAUUUAGUUGAGCAGUUUUUGACCAAGAAUCAGACGCCCAAGGGGUACAUUUAUUGCUUUAAUCUGCACUCAUUGAAGGCAUUUAUUACCAUUACUACAACUUUGUGGUAGGCCAUUUUAUUCCUUUUCAUUUUUGGCUCUUUGGAAACUUGAAUACUUAAGCUUGUACAUGAUCUUGUGUUUUGCUAUCCUUUUUACUGUAAAAUGUAAAUAUUUUAAGGGAUAUUUUGAUUCUAAAUAUGAUAAAAGAAUUUCUCACCUAUUUUGUGUGUGUGAUUUGAAAUUCAGUAGUAAGAGUAUUCUUUAAAGCUUUAAUUAUCGUUAGAUACUAAACCCUUACUCCACCAAGACCAUAGAGGCAUAGCUGUCUGUGUCAGGCAGUAGAUGAGGGAAAAGACAACUUCUGUACCAUAGAUUACAGGCUAUUGCGGUGUAAAUCAUGUAGUUUUAAAGAAGCUCUGAAUUGAGAACUAAUGAAAAACUGUUAUAGUUAUAGCUCACUUUAUAGGUAUGUUUCCGAAAACUUGUAUACCAUCAAAAUUUGGUACACUGACUAAUCAUUACAGAACCUUUAUUUUAGAGAAACAUGUUAUGAAUCUCUUUGCAAACGGUGUAAUGAACUCUUAAUUUGUUGGUGGAGGAGGGGGGAUAACUAGAGUUUUGUAUGCUAGUAUUUCUUGAAAUAGAAAACACCUGGAGGCUUAAUCCAAAUUUAAAUUUGCUUGCACCCUAAAUUACCUACUGUAUUGAUUUCUAUAAUUAAAACCAGUAGCUACCGAAAGAUACUAGUACUUGAGACCAAAAAAGAAAACAUUAUUUUUGCUCAUCUGUAUUAAUGAAGAAAAAUAUAAAUGACUUCACAAAAUUACAAAGAUAAAGUUCAAUUUCUUAGAAAGUAUAAAGAUUACAGUUAAAAAUAGGUUUUAAAAAUGAGCUUUGCUGUUCUCACUGGAGAGAAAAGGAGCUGAAAUUCAAAACCGAACAUUUUGUCUAAUUUGCAAUAACUUGCAACCCUUUUUUGUCAUCUUUAUUCUCCAAAAUUAAUGAUCAUAAAAGUUCUGAAAUAGAGGACUUGUAUUUAAAUAAAGUUUGUUUAAUUUUGGUCUA
This is a messenger RNA of Suricata suricatta (meerkat), 8165 nucleotides long. RefSeq names its product PHD finger protein 3 (gene PHF3). The coding region runs from base 474 to 6581 and encodes 2035 amino acids. The transcript is spliced from 17 exons. Gene Ontology annotation, cellular component: nucleus. NCBI's taxonomy places the organism in Eukaryota, Metazoa, Chordata, Mammalia, Carnivora, Herpestidae. The record is from RefSeq and is a predicted model, not a curated record. Gene Ontology annotation, biological process: DNA-templated transcription.